This is a messenger RNA of Mesorhabditis belari, 273 nucleotides long. NCBI's taxonomy places the organism in Eukaryota, Metazoa, Nematoda, Chromadorea, Rhabditida, Rhabditidae. The record is from the annotation of a GenBank genome assembly.
AUGCGUUUGGCGAAGACGCCGCUACUGAUGAUACGGCUAGUACACUGUGCUCCUCCUUUCAUUUCGAAUGACGAUCAACCCCUUUGCGAUGCUGUCGAGCAAGCGAUCCGACCGUGUUUAUGCUGUAAAAAGGAAUGCUGGUACACGAUUGUUUCCGCAGCCACACACGAGCUCGGUUACAUGCCCGGUGAGGCCGGUGAACAAGAAGCGCUCUCCACGCUAAAGUCAAUCCGUCAAUGCGUCAUCGAGAAUUGCGCUCAAGUUUGCCUUAAA